Messenger RNA from Vespula pensylvanica (western yellowjacket), 2629 nucleotides. It is a transcript of the gene Scm, whose product is annotated as polycomb protein Scm. The transcript is spliced from 8 exons. Gene Ontology annotation, biological process: regulation of DNA-templated transcription. The record is from RefSeq and is a predicted model, not a curated record. Lineage: Eukaryota; Metazoa; Arthropoda; Insecta; Hymenoptera; Vespidae. Gene Ontology annotation, cellular component: nucleus. Gene Ontology annotation, molecular function: zinc ion binding; protein binding. Bases 340 to 2484 code for a protein of 714 amino acids.
UGGAUUGCGCGGUCAAAUCAAAGCAAUAUGGCGGAUUGGCACAAUAACUUGUAUUUCGGAAAGUAUUAUUUUGGUUCGAAUGAAAAGAUUGUGAAUAGUGCAUAUAAAGUUAUUCUUAACAUUGAUAUUUAUAAGAAAAUAGUAUCUUACAUGCAUAUAUAACAAUAGCGUGUAUUUUCUGUUACAUACAAAAGUGAGAGAAUUUAAAAUAUCGAAUCUGGGUGUAUGUGCUUCAAAAUUUAUUUCGUUAAUGGACAUGAAGAUGACCUUAAUUACUAGGAUAUAUUAGCAUUGUCGUGUACUAACUGUACUGUUGAUCAUAAUUUUUUAUAUGAAAAUAUGUCGUCAACUCAAAGUAAAAUGCGAGGUCCUGGAAGACCACCUAAAUCAAAGAAUUCUUGUACUUGGUGUGGAGAGACUAAACAACCAUUAAAAUAUGUUCUUCCCACUCAGCAUGGGAAAAAAGAAUUUUGUUCUGAAACAUGUCUGUCGGAAUUUCGUAAAGCUUAUGUACGUGGUGCUUGCGUACAAUGUGAUAAUGUAAUCAGAGGUACACCAGUUAAAUUGGAACAAAAAGAUGGCCCCACAAAAGAUUUCUGUUCAUCAUUUUGCCUUAACAAACAUCAAAAAAAGGAAGGUCAAGUUGAGAUGAAAAAAAGUAAUAAAGAUCAAUCAUCACCUGCAUCUUCUCCAGUUCCAUCCAACUUAUCAAAUAAUAACAGUGUAGCAUCUGCAACACAAGUUUAUACUCAUACAAAUAAUCAUACAACUGCAUCUCAUCCACCAUCUACUUCAACUGGUCCAUUUCAAUAUGAGACAUAUCAAACUUUUGAUUGGGAUCUUUAUUUAAAAGAAACAAAUAGUUCUGCAGCACCUGUCGAAUGCUUUAAACAGCACGAAGUGCCACCAACAAAUGAAUUUAAAAUGGGCAUGAAAUUGGAAGCUUUAGAUCCUCGUAAUUUAACAUCAACUUGUAUUGCAACAGUAGUUGGUGUCCUUGGUCCUCGAUUAAGACUACGACUUGAUGGAUCAGAUAAUAAAAAUGACUUUUGGCGUUUAGUUGAUAGUAAUGAAAUUCAUCCAAUUGGACACUGCGAAAAAUCAGGUGGUAUGCUUCAACCUCCCUUGGGCUUUCGUAUGAAUGCUUCCAGUUGGCCAAUGUUUCUAUUGAAAACAUUAAAUGGAGCUGAAAUGGCACCAGCUAAAGUAUUUAAACGUGAACCAAAGACACCUCGUUCUAAUAUGUUUGAAGUUGGACAUAAAUUGGAAGCUAUAGAUAAAAAAAAUCCACAACUUAUAUGUACUGCUACUGUUGGUGCUGUGAAAGAUGAUAUGAUUCAUAUAACCUUUGAUGGUUGGCGUGGAGCAUUUGAUUAUUGGUGUCGCUUUGAUUCUAGAGAUAUCUUUCCUGCAGGAUGGUGCUUUAAAAGUGGACAUCCACUACAACCGCCAAGGCAAAAAUCAACAGGUCCUAACAGAUUUAAGUCAAGGACUAGUAAUGUUUUGCCAGUGAUGGCAGUGUCUGGUGGUGGUGCGAGUGGAGAACCAGCAGUUGCUUUGGUAAGUCCAGCUGGUUCAAGUCCACCUCCACAACCAGCUACAGAACCAGAUACUAGUACAGCUAAUACUAAACCACAUCCUCUUGAUAAUGUUACUAUUUAUGUGAAUCACAAUUGUACAUGUGGUCCUUAUUUCGAUCCUCGUAAAGUAAAAGCUAUGCCAGCACAAUUUGGUACAGGUCCUAUAUUAAAUGUCACAAGAGAUAUUUUCCAAGCUUUUCUCAUGGCAGCAAUGAGUCCAAGACAAAUGUUAAGUUUGUUGAAACGUGGCGAAGGGGAAAAUAUCAAUUUAAUUUUAGAAAGUAAACCUACUUCUGUUAGAUUACCUUUAUUUAUGGAAGAAGAAGAUUUUUAUGUGUAUAUCAGGCGGCAACUUGAAGAUCUUUGUGCUUGUGAACACAUGCUGUCCAGAAGAAAAGAACCUUGUAAUAAAUGUCCAAAUACUCAACAACCACAAUCUACAAAUUGUGAAGAAACAAGUAAUAACAGUGCUGAGAAACGAAGAUGGUCGUCUCAAAGCCAACAAACUCUUUCAUCUAGUAUGCAACAGCAAGCACAACAACCUGUGCAAAGUAUAAAUAACACAACACUUUCAUCUCCUACACCAGCGAAACAACCACGCAAAUCAGUUCCUGAAUUGGAAGCUGCAACGUCAACGACUCAGUCAGAAAAUACAGCAAAUCGUACACUCUCUACAGAACCAGCUGAAUGGACCAUAGAAGAUGUUAUACACUAUAUUGCCCUAACAGAUCCUGCAUUAGGACAGCAUGCAGAUUUGUUUAGAAAACAUGAAAUCGAUGGAAAGGCUUUACUUCUUUUGAAUUCUGAUAUGAUGAUGAAAUAUAUGGGACUAAAGCUUGGACCUGCUCUUAAGAUCUGUAAUUUGGUAAAUCGUAUUAAAGGUAGAAGACAUAUAAUACUAUGACUCUCUCGGAUAUAAAACUAUAUACAGUGAGGUAAACUGCAUUUGAACUGGCUGGUCAAAUUUGUUUUCAUAAAUGAAAACAUUAAUAUAUAAGUUGUUAAAAUAAUGUGAAUAUAUGAAUGAAUGUAAUAUUAUUAUGUCUAAA